Hibiscus syriacus is the source of this 1903-nucleotide messenger RNA. Its product is annotated as CTD small phosphatase-like protein 2. NCBI's taxonomy places the organism in Eukaryota, Viridiplantae, Streptophyta, Magnoliopsida, Malvales, Malvaceae. The record is from RefSeq and is a predicted model, not a curated record. Gene Ontology annotation, molecular function: phosphoprotein phosphatase activity. The transcript has 7 exons. The coding region runs from base 124 to 1563 and encodes 479 amino acids.
CCAUGCUCUGGAAUGUUUCACUUUAAUAUGUUGCUCCUGCUGGUGAUUUGAUUAUUUGGAGCGGUUUCCCCCCACUGAUGUUCCAGAAUAUAGAUUUUGGUAUAUAUAGCUGUUCAAGAUCAAAUGCCAACUCUAAGAAUGAAGACCAAAUCCAGCAUGGGUUCUUUAAGAGAAAAAAAUAGUCUUCGCGUGUGUCAGAAGUCUAGCAUGAUUUGCAAAAGACCAUGCUGUCAUGUUAGGGUUUCCCAUCAAGGAGCCGGAUUCAAUACAUGUAUUCAAAAUUGCCAUGAUGAUUCAUCAAAUGUAGAAGUAGCCUCUCAAGUUUUCGAAACUGAUGGAGCCAGUGCUCAGCAAAUAAUUUUGAAUGGAGAUGAUUCCGAGCUUCAGAAACCGCUUCCAACUUUUGUUGAUUCUGCAAAUUUGGGGGUAAUGGAGUCUGCCCACACAACUGUCUCAAACUUAGAGACAAUAUUCUCUCCUUUUCUGGAGCCAAUCCAAAUACACAGUGAACUAAAUAUUGACAAUGAUGCAGGGAGUCACAAUGGCCCUGAACUGCCAGCAUUUGGACCCGAUGACAGUGAUGAUUAUAGAAGCUCAUUUGGCAGUCAGACAUGCAAUGUGUCAGAUUUCUUUAUAUCUGACAUGAUAAUUGCAAGCAUACCCUUUGAUGGAAAUGUGAUUGACAAUAACAUCUCGGGAACCUAUUCUUUUCCUGAUUUCAAGUGUUCUGAGCCAAGUAUGCUGUUUGAUGUGGCUGAGCAAUACUUUAUACUGCCUUUCCUUGAGGACACUGUCAACACCAACGAUAUAAAUGAUGUUCAAUUGCAUGAGGAGUCUAUGAUGGCUCAAGAUAAUACUAGUUUACGUCUACCAAUUGAUGAAAUGAGAUCCUGCAUACAAGAAUCUGAUGUUAACUCUGACUCUGAUCAAGCAGAUGACUUCGAUCCACAAUCAUUUAUAAAAAAUUUACCAGAGCUAUCUGAUGUUGUAUCAAGCUUCCGGCCUGCUGAUGUUCCAACAGAGGCUUGGACUAGGAAGCCCAUAACUCUUGUGCUUGAUUUGGAUGAAACUCUCGUCCACUCUACACUAGAACAUUGUGAUGAUGCCGACUUCACCUUUACAGUCUUUUUCAACAUGAAAGAGCACACCGUAUAUGUAAAGCAGAGGCCUCACCUACAGACAUUUUUGGAAAAAGUUGCAGAGUUGUUUGAAGUUAUCAUUUUUACUGCCAGCCAAAGCAUUUAUGCAGAACAAUUACUGGACAUAUUGGAUCCAGAUCAAAAGUUCAUAUCUCGGCGGGUUUAUCGUGAAUCUUGCAUUUUUUCAGAUGGAAGUUACACUAAAGACUUGACAGUUUUAGGUGUCGAUCUUGCAAAGGUUGCUAUAAUUGAUAAUUCUCCACAGGUUUUCAGGUUGCAAGUGAAUAAUGGGAUUCCUAUCAAGAGUUGGUUUGAUGAUCCAUCUGAUUGCGCACUGAUUUCAUUGCUUCCCUUCUUAGAGACUCUGGUUGAUGUUGAUGAUGUUCGUCCUAUCAUUGCAAAGAAAUUUGGUAACAAGGAAUAAGAUCACCUUGUUUUCUUUUUUCUGAUAGCUUUCAAUAUAUUUCCUUGUCCUCAUUUGAUUUUAAGUGAAAUUUGGCCUCUAAUUAAAAUCUCAAUUCUCUUCAAAAUUAACCACAAAAUAAGGUAUCAUCUUUCUUCUUCUUGUGUCAGCAUUUUAAUACUAGUUUCCUUUUCUUUCUACCCUUAGUUGAGAACCCUGUGAGUGCUUUAUCUUAUUUUUCUUUUUAAUCAAAGGUAGUUGUAGAAAAUGCCUGUUUAUUGUACAGUAAAAGUUCCAAUGAUAUAAGCAUUGUAUAUGAAUUGUUUGUGAAAUAUAAUUUUGCAGAUUCCUGUUUGCCAUC